GUGGCAGCCGGGGUGUGUGUCCGCUGGGCUUGGUGCCUCCGGUGGCCCAGCAGCACCGUCCCACCUCUGCCACCCUCCGAUGGGGCCGCUACCUGUGUGCCUGCCAAUCAUGCUGCUCCUGCCGCUGCCGUCGCUGCUGCUGCUGCUUGGACCUGGCCCCGGGACCGGUGAGGCCUCCAGGACAUUACAUGUGCACCGGCGUGGGAUCCUGGAACUGGCAGGAACUGUGGGUUGUGUUGGUCCCCGAACCCCCAUCGCCUAUAUGAAAUAUGGUUGCUUUUGUGGCUUGGGAGGCCAUGGCCAGCCCCGUGAUGCCAUUGACUGGUGCUGCCAUGGCCACGACUGUUGUUACACUCGAGCUGAAGAGGCCGGCUGCAGCCCCAAGACAGAGCGCUACUCCUGGCAGUGCGUCAAUCAGAGCGUCCUGUGCGGACCGGCAGAGAACAAAUGCCAAGAACUCUUGUGCAAGUGUGACCAGGAGAUUGCUAACUGCUUAGCCCAAACUGAGUACAACUUAAAGUACCUCUUCUACCCCCAGUUCCUAUGUGAGCCGGACUCGCCCAAGUGUGACUGACUACCUUGACUUGAAACGCUCUUUUGCACAAGGAAAUAAAGCGUCCUCUCAGUAAUGAA
Molecule: messenger RNA, 633 nt
Organism: Pongo pygmaeus (Bornean orangutan)
Lineage: Eukaryota; Metazoa; Chordata; Mammalia; Primates; Hominidae
Gene: PLA2G10
Product: phospholipase A2 group X
Exons: 4
Coding region: 80-574 (164 amino acids)
Biological process (GO): arachidonate secretion; lipid catabolic process; phospholipid metabolic process
Molecular function (GO): phospholipid binding; calcium ion binding
Source: RefSeq, a predicted model, not a curated record